CUUUUUCGCCCAUUAUGACCACUUGCUGAUGUCCGUGACUGCAAAGGCACCCCCGGGGAAACCUGCUGGAAAAUCUGAAUUCGGGCUCACAAAAUCAUGGAGUUUCAAAGAAGGAAUUCGUGCCUUACGUCGCAGCUUUGUGUCUUCACCAAGUGAAGAUAGUUGUGAUAGCACCAAUUGUGAGAGCCCCCAUUCAGAGUUAGGAUUUCGCAACCGUGUAUUCUCUCAGUGCGAUGUUUGGCGUGCUCUAAGCCCUGCAGAACUACCUGAGGCUGCAGUAUUUCCAUUGAUAUCUUUGCAGAAGUUGUCCAAUGAAGUUUUUUCUGCGGCCACUGGUCCGAAUACCGGAUUUCUGGCUACACAGAAAUGGGCCAAGGUGAAGCCUGUCAAUCCUGGUCGUGUGUGUAAAUUUGUUCUUGAGGUUGCUGUUGGAAAUAGUGUAAACUGGAAAUCAAUAAGCUUCUCUUUCUGCAAAACAGGUGAACCAAAUGCGGAUGCUUUCAUUGUUCAAGCUCGUUGUGACUCUGCGUUUUUGGCUGUCGCUGAUGGUGUCAACUGGGGUCGGGAUGCAAUGCAAGCAGCUCGAUGUGCAAUCCUGGCGGUGUACGAGUACCUAGAAACCCAUUUAUAUGGUUCAGAUUCAACCAAGCUUACGCUGAACUCAACUCAGGAUGCCGCUCAGCUGUUGUUCGAGGCCUUUUCUGCUGCUCAAGAACGCAUUGUUGGUUGUACGACGGGGCUAACUACCUUAUGUGUUGCACUGGUGUUACCGGUUAACCAGGCAGCCUCUCCGUCUAAAUCCAGUACAACCUCUCAGGAACGUUCCUUGACCAGGAAGCCCCAACAGUUCGCCGUGGUGGUCGUCAGCGUUGGAGAUUCACAGGCUUUUUUGUUAAGCAAAUUUCAUGGAAUUCGGGAGAUUACUGGCUGGGUUCCGACAACAGUGAAUGGUGCCAACGUGGACCGGUUGCGUUCCGGUCCGUUUGGUGUGGACUCUUGGCCUGCAUCACCCGAUCUUUCUCCAACCUCACCCCCACCUCGAGACUUCCGAGAUGCUGGCGGAGCUUUGGGGUCAGUAUAUACCAACGGUAAUCCAGAGCUACACAACCUUAUUUGUGCGGGUCGUGUGUGUAAAUUUGUUCUUGAGGUUGCUGUUGGAAAUAGUGUAAACUGGAAAUCAAUAAGCUUCUCUUUCUGCAAAACAGGUGAACCAAAUGCGGAUGCUUUCAUUGUUCAAGCUCGUUGUGACUCUGCGUUUUUGGCUGUCGCUGAUGGUGUCAACUGGGGUCGGGAUGCAAUGCAAGCAGCUCGAUGUGCAAUCCUGGCGGUGUACGAGUACCUAGAAACCCAUUUAUAUGGUUCAGAUUCAACCAAGCUUACGCUGAACUCAACUCAGGAUGCCGCUCAGCUGUUGUUCGAGGCCUUUUCUGCUGCUCAAGAACGCAUUGUUGGUUGUACGACGGGGCUAACUACCUUAUGUGUUGCACUGGUGUUACCUGUUAACCAGGCAGCCUCUCCGUCUAAAUCCAGUACAACCUCUCAGGAACGUUCCUUGACCAGGAAGCCCCAACAGUUCGCCGUGGUGGUCGUCAGCGUUGGAGAUUCACAGGCUUUUUUGUUAAGCAAAUUUCAUGGAAUUCGGGAGAUUACUGGCUGGGUUCCGACAACAGUGAAUGGUGCCAACGUGGACCGGUUGCGUUCCGGUCCGUUUGGUGUGGACUCUUGGCCUGCAUCACCCGAUCUUUCUCCAACCUCACCCCCACCUCGAGACUUCCGAGAUGCUGGCGGAGCUUUGGGGUCAGUAUAUACCAACGGUAAUCCAGAGCUACACAACCUUAUUUGUGCGGUAACCCUGUGUGAUCCGGGUGAUCUAGUUAUUCUUGGCUCCGAUGGUCUCACCGACAACUUCGACCCAAUAAUCACGCAAAUUGCAGUCCCAGAAUCACCCAGGCUGGAUUUUGUAGAUGACGCAGCGGAGUGUGAUGACGACUCUUCGACAGUGGACGAAGUAAGCACCCAAUGUGGGUAUCCGGCAACAUCUUGGUCCAAACCCCUCAGUUUGUCCCCGCCUCCUCAAAUUUCUAUCUGGCCUCGACCUCCACCACCUCCACCAACAGCAUCUUGCCCUUGUUCGCUUCCCAACCUGCUGGAUCCAUGUGGUGUUCAAAAAACACUUGGCCCCUUUGAACAACAACCGAAUGAUGCUAUCAGCGCACGGAAUUUAAAUUUUACCAACCAGCUAGAAUUAAGUUGUACAGAGCGGCGACGCUAUGCCGGAAAGGAAUUGGAGCGUAUAUGGCACGAAACAGAUGCGUUCACUUCUGGUCCGUCUGGUGUUGGGGGUACGACUAGUGCACGUGACUUGUGCGAGGCAUUGAUAGCUCAUGCACUCCGGCUAACUUCACGCAAACGUGAGUUACUCCAAGAUCCUAACCUAGCACGACUACGCAUGAAUCCAUCUCGUUUGAAGCAGCUGAGCAUCAGUACGCCAGAAGAUGAAUUGGGUGUUGGACCAGUGAAAGCUCAGCGAAAAUGGUUAGCUGACACGCUGAAGAGUUUACCUGGGAAACUGGAUCACGCCACCGUGGUAGCUUAUGAGGUAGGGAUCUAUCGAGGCAAUGAGAAUGAAGUGUACGAGGAGAUGUCGUUAGAACCCCGUUCCCCUGCUACCAACCUCUCACCUACUCACUCACAUUCCGAGGUGUG
Molecule: messenger RNA, 2706 nt
Organism: Opisthorchis viverrini
Lineage: Eukaryota; Metazoa; Platyhelminthes; Trematoda; Opisthorchiida; Opisthorchiidae
Exons: 6
Source: RefSeq, a predicted model, not a curated record